Messenger RNA from Coturnix japonica (Japanese quail), 3717 nucleotides. RefSeq names its product G protein-coupled receptor 137C (gene GPR137C). Gene Ontology annotation, biological process: positive regulation of TORC1 signaling. The record is from RefSeq and is a predicted model, not a curated record. Lineage: Eukaryota; Metazoa; Chordata; Aves; Galliformes; Phasianidae. Gene Ontology annotation, cellular component: lysosomal membrane.
CAGCUGAUCGUCCCGGCGCCGAGCUGCGGCGCGGAGCGGAGCGGGCCGCCCUUUGUUGUAUGGGGGUGUCGGGCUGACGGCACGGAGCGCGGCCCGUGCUGCCGCCGCCGCCUCCCGCCGCCCCAUGAGCGCCGUCGCCGCGGGGCCGGCCCCGGCCGAGGGCCCCGCCGUGCCGUACGCGGUGCAGCUGGGGCUGACGGUGCUGCACACGGCGCUGUACGCCGCGCUGUUCCUGUUCGCCUACCUGCAGCUCUGGCUGCUGCUCUACUACCGCGAGCGGCGGCUGAGCUACCACACGCUCUGCCUGUUCCUCUGCCUGCUCUGGGCCGCGCUCAGGACCACGCUGUUCUCCUUCUACCUGCAGAACUCGCUGCAGGCCCUGCGCCUCCAGCAGCCCUUCGCACACUGGCUGCUGUACUGCCUACCCGGCUGCCUGCUCUUCGCCAGCCUCUGCCUCCUCAACCUCUACUUCGCCGAGGUUAUAUUCAAAGUGAAAUGUGCAGCUGAUUUCAACAAGUACAAGGUUCUAUUGUAUCUGGGUUCCGUACUUACCAGCCUCCUCUUCCUCGUUGUGAACUUGACAUGUGCAAUGCUCAUCCACAGCGAAGUCCCAGAGAACCAGCUGAGGCAGACAGUCCUUGCCCGUGCUUUAGUCAAUGACAGCCUCUUCAUCCUCUGUGCCAUCUCGCUGGCUUGCUGCAUGUGCAAACUGGGAAAGAUGUCUUCAGCGAAUGUCUACCUCGAGUCUAAGGGAACAUCUGUCUGCCAAGCUAUUCUCGUGGGAUCUGUGGUUGCUCUUCUGUAUUCCUCAAGGGCUUGCUAUAACCUGGUAGCUGUGGCCAUAUCUCCAGACAAUGUUCCUGGCCCAUUUAACUAUGGCUGGGACAACCUUUCAGACAAGGUGCACGUGGAAGUGAGCAGUGAAGAAUACGUGGUGUUUGGAGUGGUCCUUUUCCUCUGGGAGCUGGUGCCAACAACUUUUGUGGUGCUGUUCUUCCGGGCUCAGAGGCUGAGUCAAAAUUUGACUCCAGCAGGGAUGGUCAACAGUCACAGCUACAGCUCCAGAGCCUACUUCUUUGACAAUCCAAGGCGCUAUGACAGUGAUGAUGACUUGUCACGGCUUGGGGCCAGAGAAGGGGGCUUGGCCACCCCUCAGUGCUCGGGCUGCUAUGGGUCUCUGGCUGGGAACGACAGCUACCCAGCAGGUCCCCCUCCCAGUGGAGCUGCUACCGACAGUGCCCCGUUGCUCUCUGCUGCAGGCGGCUCAGAGCUGAGCAACCACCACAGCUCACACCCUGCGGCGCAGAACUGAAGAGGCUGCGGGGUCCCUUUUCUCCCAGAAGUGGCAUUGAUGUAUAGGAUUGUAACCUGGUUUUCUUUCCCUCUUCCCUGAAGCAUCUAACUCAUGACACAAACAUUCCACUACCUGCUGCAGCCGUAAGCAGGACGGAGCCUAUGGCUGCAGGCGGUAAGCGAGAGAACUGUGACUUUAAGGUACCAUGUAGCAAAGUGAAGCUGAACUCUCUGGAAGCUUUUUCUUGGUCUGGUCUUCAAGAUGUUGGCAGCUAAAUGCACCAGAGCUUCCUCACUAGAAAAGAAACAUCAAAUGCAUAUUUGCACUUUUAUCUGCACACUUGGAAGGAAUGAAUCUUGCUCGGACUGCGUUUGGUCUGAGACUGUUCUAGUUACUCUUUUAAUUGCACAUCCAUAGCUGGGAGAGGCACUGUCUUCCUGCAAAGAUGUAUUCCGUGAAGUACUCUGCAUCCUGACUCACGUGGGAGUGUGAAGCUGGGCUAACAGUGUUAUGGGCAGGGCCUCCUGCAGUGUGUUAAUGUGCCAUAUUCACACCCUGUGGGGCUGCUGCCUCUGGGCUGACUGCUGCUCCUUCCACCUGGAUGCUGAACCAUCCUGCCUGGGUCUGUGGGCUUGAAGCUGAGCUCAAAGCAUAUCCGUAGCAAAGAGCUGUAAUGGUGAGAUCGAGUGCUCCUCCUGGUGUUAAGCUAGAGGGUUGGUUACAUGUGGUGAUCUUAUGGCUGGGCAGGGGGCUGGGCUGGAGUGAAGGGAGGGGGGUGAGCUUCUGCAGGCUGCUUUCUUUUGGGAAAGAAAGGAACACGUGUGGUCCACAGCACAUGUAAAACUAGAGCUGCUUUCCCAGUGUGGGGCCUCCCCUGUUGCCCCUCAGUACUAAGUUGUAUUUAGUAGAGGACAAGAUCUUAAGCUGACCAAAUGUGAACCAGCAGAGUCACUUUGGAGGUGUGGGAUGCCUCUGGUGGUGGUGGCAGCUCCUGCAGUGGUGAAGCAGAGACAUCUCUGCAGCCAUCUGGGCUCAUUUCCUUCCUCCUGCCUCUCUCCCUGGAGCAGGCUGGGGACCUGGAGUCCUGCAGCAGCUGUGGAGGCUUAGCAGGGAUUGCAGGGUUUGAGUGUGCUGGGUCAGGUGAGGAGAUCUCUAUCGCUUUCCAGGAGUCUGUCCCUCUCUUGAACUGGAAUGGCCAAAUUUGUCUCGGUUUGCAGCUCUGGGCCCAUGAAGAUGAGGCUGUUUUAGGCUGGUUGUUCCUCCCAGCGUGUCUCUGAGCCUGCUGUGGGAUGAGCAAAGCAGCUUUGGAGCUGUGCUUGGUGGGGGUGCUGGUCUUAGGCAAGCAGCUGCUCUGACCUCUGGUGAAAACUUGAACUGGAACUGCUUUUAACCUACUGGAAGCUGCUCAAACACCCCCCUGACACUGGGAGAGCUGGGUGGAUGGAGGCUGUGCAUCUGUGUGGAGCACAGUGCUGCCUGGCUCUGCCUGAGGGGCACUGGGGGGUCACUGGGUGCUGCAGGCCCCAAGCAGCUUGUGUUCCUAUGGCAGUGUGUUGGCAGCCCUGGCCUCUCCUCCAGCCUUGCCCUGGGCUGGCAGACACCCCAUCACCCACCUUAUUGCAUUGAGCUGACAUCACUCGUUGCACUGAGAACCCCUUGCUGUGGUCCCUGUGCUGCUGUGUGGGCCCCUGUGCAAAGCUGCUUCACUCUUAGUGGCCCAGAGAAAGAGCAACCUCUGCUGCUGUUGGGAGCGGGGUUUGAGAGCGCAGCUCCUGGCACAUCCUGCUCCUUUUGUACUUGAACCAGAGAUCUUCACCUUGGCUGCCACAGCUCCCUGCUGUCAGACCCUCCCUGCACCAUCAGGUUGCUCUGUCUCAGUCACUGCUUGGCUGGGCCCAGCCCGUCCUGUCCUUUCUUCUGCCAUAAGUCACCAAAGAGGAGGAGUGCUGCUGGUGGCCCCCAGUUCCUGCUUAAAUCCCAAAGCACUUGGAGCACUUUACGUUUUUCUGGGGAGGGAAGGGAGUGUAGUGCAAAAAAAAAAAAAGAAUAAACCUAACAAACUCAAGGGCUACGGGCUCACCGUUCUAUUGCACUGAAGCACACAGCCAGGCCAUCCUGCUGGGGCGGCAGCUCUCCUUGCUGAGGUACUUUGAGUGACUGUGGCUGCACUGCUGGGCUGCCUCGUGUUGUACGGAGGGAGUUUAGAGCUGAGAAGUACAAUGACUUUUUUAAUGCGUAGUUGCCUUUCAUUGGACUUCUUUCUUUCUUUUUUUUUUUUGGUGUUCUUUAACAGUGUUUUUGGCUUUGCCGGCCGGCAGCUGCUGGCUGCAACAGGAAGCUGUGGCCAAUGAAUGUACCUAUUUCUCCUCCACUAAACUGUAACCAAGCACUACUAUUGAAAUAAAGAAGACUUGCAGCUCUGC